AUGACUACAAAGGGUGAUUCAGAUUUACCGCGUACACAUGACGAAUGUCAAAUGUUAAUAUUGGAAUCGAAACGCGAUGCGAUGUUUGCCCGAAUGCAACGAAUCUACGAUGCCGCCUUGCAAGUAGAAAUUGAUGCUAGUAAACUACCUAAUCUUUUAUGCCAGUCAGGUAACCUAGACACUUUACGGAAGGAAUUCGAGCAAACAUUAGAUUCAUAUAACGCUAUACAGUUAAGAUUAAAUCCUAAAAAUCCUAUUAAUUAUCAAUCAUGGAUGUCAUUCGAGGAAUUAUUUUGUUAUGUCAAACAAGUCUUAGCGACUAACAGCAAUAAAGAAUCUGAAUCUAACAUGGCGUCUUUGUCAAAGUUCCCUAAAUUAAAAUCGCAUCUUCCGCCUAUUGAUCUUAUUUCAUUUAAUGGUGAUUUAACUAAAUGGCCGUUGUUUUAUCAGCAGUUUAAAAGUAUGAUUCAUGAUAACCCGAAUUUAAAUAAUAGUGAAAGGGUAUUUUACCUAGUCGGAAAAUUAACUGAUAGGGCUGCCGCAGUUUGUUCAGGGUUGCCAGCAACAGCUGAAAAUUAUAAUAUCAUCUGGGAUGCCUUAAUACAGAAGUACGACGACCCCCGCUCGCUCGCUUCCGCUUAUUUAAAUCAAGUGUUGCAAUUCAAGCCACUUGCUAAUAAUAAUGAUACCGCACUAGAUAAUUUCAUAAACACUUUUGAUUCAUCGGUAGAAGCACUUAAACAGUUAAAAAUUGAUUUGACUGAUUUUAUAUUCCUUCAUUUGGCUACGCUUAAAUUAGAUGAAGAUACCGUUAAAAUGUUUGAGCUAAUUAAUCGUAAAAAACAAAUUCCAACAUAUAAAAGUCUUAUAGAUUUUGUGAAGGAACAGAGCAAGGUGCUGUCUAGAGGGAGCAAUGUUAAUGCACAGUUGCAAAAUAAAGCUCGCUCUAAACACAUACCUAUACCUGUCACGAGGUCUACUAAGUCUACUAAGUCUUUUGUCAAUACGGAAAGCGCUCGUAGCUCUCAUGAAAAUCAUAAGUGUGUCGUCUGUAAAAACGAAAAGCAUGACCACUUAUACAAGUGCGCUGCGUUUAUGAAAUUAACUCCUAGGCAAAGGUACGAAAUUGUUAAAAAUAAUUCAUACUGUACAAACUGCUUAAGUACCUCGCAUAAAUAUUCCGCUUGUAGCAGCACUAAAAACUGCUCAAAUUGCUUUCCGCUUAAACGUCACCAUUCAAGUUUGUGUUUCGCUAAAUCUAGUAAAUCAAACUGUAGUGUCGUUGUCAAUGCGCCAACGUCACAUAUCUGUCCGCACCUUUAUAAUUGCUCACUGUCGCAAUCCGCUAAUUCGGAUGAUAUGUCUCGCAUUGUGCCGAACAAUCACUCUGAAAAUAAUGUAAUUCAACCCGCUCAUGCGUCAGCUUCGACGUCCGCUCCGACGUCCGCUCGGACGUCCGCUUAUACGUCCGCUAAUCAACCCGCUCAUACGUCUUGUAAUUUACCCGCUCAUACGUUUGCGCAUACAUCCGCUUAUACGUCCGCUAAUUCGCCCGCAAAAAUUAAUGUAUCAGAAUCGUCUAAUGAUUAA
Maniola jurtina (meadow brown) is the source of this 1590-nucleotide messenger RNA. RefSeq lists its product as uncharacterized. NCBI's taxonomy places the organism in Eukaryota, Metazoa, Arthropoda, Insecta, Lepidoptera, Nymphalidae. The transcript has 2 exons. The record is from RefSeq and is a predicted model, not a curated record. Bases 1 to 1590 code for a protein of 529 amino acids.